This is a messenger RNA of Suillus plorans, 1191 nucleotides long. Its product is annotated as P-loop containing nucleoside triphosphate hydrolase protein. The record is from RefSeq and is a predicted model, not a curated record. Bases 1 to 1191 code for a protein of 396 amino acids. NCBI's taxonomy places the organism in Eukaryota, Fungi, Basidiomycota, Agaricomycetes, Boletales, Suillaceae. Gene Ontology annotation, molecular function: GTP binding. The transcript is spliced from 4 exons.
AUGACUGGAGCAUUGAGUAUCAGAAUAGCUAUCAUGGGAUCCUCUGGAAGUGGCAAGACGACAUUCAUCAAUGAAGCCAGCGGAUCUGACUUCGCAAUUGGAAGAAGUCUCGAGAGUUGCACCAGCGAGGUGCAAGCAACGAAGCCCUUCAAACUCAACGGCCGGGAAGUGACAUUGAUCGACACUCCCGGCUUCGACGAUACUAGCCGCAGCGAUACGGACAUCUUAGCGAUGAUAGGAGCAUACCUCUCGCAGACAUAUGAGCAUGGUGCCAAACUUGCUGGCAUUGUAUACAUGCACCGCAUAUCAGAUUUCCGGAUGGGAGGAACAAACAAACGGAAUUUCAAGAUGUUCCGAGAGCUCUGUGGGGAGUCCACUCUGCGAAACGUGUUGAUCGUGACAAACAUGUGGAGUCAAGUCGCUUCUGACCUUGGAGAGAUGAGGGAAAAGGAGCUAGAGAAUAAUUUCUUCAAAGGAAUUCUCGACAAGGGUGCGCGGAUGUUGAGGCAUGAAGGCACGCAAGAGUCGACGCACUGCAUCCUACGAUACCUGAUUCAUAACCAACCAGCCACGCUUCUCAUUCAAAAGGAGCUCGUGAACGAGCACAAAAAUAUUGUGCAGACCUCAGCGGGAUCUGAGCUGACGCGGGUCCUGAAUGAACAACGAGAGCGCCACGAAGAGGUAGUGGCUCAGUUGCGCAAGGAUAUGGAGGCAGCAAUUCGAGAUAAGGACCAUGAAACGAGAGAGGAACUUAAGGAGGAGAUCCAGACCAAGCACGAGCAGAUCCUGAAGUUGCGAUGCGAAAACGAGCGGCUAGAGGCAGAGUUCAGGGCAGCCAAGGAGAGGCUCGAGGCCCGGAUCAACGCAAUAGAAGAAAAGUAUCAUGAACAAGGACAGAUUGUAGAUGCCUUGAAAGAACAGCUGGAGACGGAGAGAAAAGAUAGGGAAAAGCUGGCCAUCGAACAGGAACAGAAGGAACAGCGAUUGCGUCAACUGGAAGAGGAAAAUGCAAAUGUUCAGGAACUGGAGCGCCUAAACAGCCUUCGAGAACUGAAUAGGCUUGUUGCUGUUCGUGUUGAGCUCCAGGAAGAGCUUCGCAAGGAAGAGCAGCAGAGCACGAAGGAGUCAGAAGCCAGUGGCAGCGGACUGAUAGAGGAUGUAGUCAGCUGGGUAAAGUCAUGGUGGUCAUGA